AUGUGGAGAACAAGUUCAGUUUUACAAGAAUAACAGCUUCAGAAUAGUGCCAUUUGGCAUCAACAACUUAAACCCUCUCUGGAUGUUGCAAAGAGGAGUAAAUCACUAGCCUUCAGUUUGGCUUUCAAGUGUUGCACAAACAUCUGAAGUUGGUUGUUCUGUUAAUAAACUAGAGGAAGAUGCAGUUUGUUGCUUUAUGUAAACUAACUGAAGACAAUGUACUAUUACAAUUAUCAGUACAGUGAGGUGCAGAAAAAGUUUGGUGAUGGGCUUUUGACCUUAAAACUCGUCUCCAGUGGUAACUGAUCUGGAAGAGUCAUGAGUCACCAACUGACAAAUGUAAAAGCACUCUUAAAGAAGUCAAACAACACGUUUUCACUGGAAACAGAGCCAGUUACCUGUCACAACAACUCAGUUUUGAUGUUAAAACAAGGAAAAAUUGAUAACUCAACUGAUGCUUCACAUGGUGGUUCCUAUGUUGGCAUUGAACAAAUGGGAUUCCUGUGGAGCAUGACACAGGCUCCUGGUCAGAGAAAAGGACUGAGACUUGCAAAGAAAGAUGUCACAAAACCUUACUCAAUUCAACUGAACUGCUUUGAUGGACAUCUGUCUCCAAAGGAUGGAUUUGUGAAUUGUUUAGCAAGAAACAGUUUGCAGCCAAUUGUGAGCUCAGUAUUAGAGAAGUGGUACAUGGCUGAAGGAGUAAAGAGAAUUCCUGUAAGAGAAGGGAGGAUACGUGGAACUUUGUUCCUACCUCCAGGAAGUGGAACAUUCCCAGGAGUCAUUGAUAUGUUUGGAACAGCAGGAGGCUUGAUAGAAUUCAAAGCCUCCCUUCUGGCAUCACAUGGGUUUGCCGUCCUCUCGCUGGCAUAUUUUGCAUAUGAUGACCUACCAAAGUAUCUUCCAUUCUGUGAGCUGGAAUACUUUGAGGAAGCAGCUGACUGGCUUGUGAAACAUCCUGCUGUUGUACAACAAGGAAUUGGUGUCAUGGGUGUGUCAAAAGGAGCAGAAAUAACUUUAAUGAUGGCUGCAAACAGAACAGAUAUUGUGAAAGCAAUUGUGCCAAUUUCUACUUCUUUAGUAAUCUCAGCCUCGGCAUUUAAGGUCAGGGGUCAGUUAUCAGGGACGUACUAUGAUAGCUCGAAAGCUACUAUGACCUCAGAUGGGGCAUUAAUCUUGCGAGACUGCAUCCCAGUUGAUGAUUUUAACCAAUUUGAACCUUCCUGCGUGAUCCCAGUGGAGAAAAUUGAUUGUCCCAUGUUGAUCAUUUGUGGAGAAGAUGAUCUAGAUUUGGCAGCAGUUGAAAUGGCACAAGAAAUUUGUACGCGGAUGAAUUCCUGCAGCAAGGGUGAUUUGUGUUCUGUGUUGAGUUAUCCGGGCACAGGUCACCUAAUUGAACCUCCAUAUGCACCACAUUGUUUUGCAUCCUACCACAAGGGUCUUAAGGCAAACUUUGUGUGGGGAGGAAAUACACAUGACCAUGCAAAAGCUCAAGAGAACUCUUGGCAGAAAAUAAGGGAGUUUUUCAUGAAGAAUCUUGGGCAGAGCUGUAAAAGUCAUCUUUAAAAAUGUUUGAGGAAUGAAUGAUUAGGAAUAAAUUACAACUGGUGUUCAUCAUAGAAUUUCACGAAUAGGACAGACCCCUUCAUGAAACAUACACAUAGCAUGGGAAGGCAGCAUUUUUAACCUGUAUAUUUUGUUGUUGUAUUUGCUGUUCUCAUACUGCAAGAAAUUUGAUAAUUUAAUAUUGUAAUUUAGAUGAUAGCUAAGAAAUCUAGUAAAUUUUGUAAAUUUAGUAGCAGAGUUAUUGUUCUCCUUAACCUUUUUUAAUUUGUACCUUCUCUUUGCAGCUGAGGUUGUGCUUUUGUUGUUUUCUUUUUUACUGUUAUUGGUAUUAAGUAAAAAAAUACACAGAAAUACUUAGAAUCAGAACAAUAAAAAAUAACACAAGUUUGCUUAAGACCUGCUUUAAAGGAGGGUGAAAAGAGUAUGUAUAUCCACCAACUGUGGUAAUUUAAUACUUAAUCUUGGACCCAUAUUAUCAUAAUUUUGAAUUUAGGCGAAAAGUUUUCAGUCUCUGCAAUCCUUUGUGAUUUUAAUACCCGCAAAUCUGUUAAAUUUUAUUUCAUGCAUAUUCCCAAUCCAUGGUGUUCAAGGCAAAUCCACUUAUCUGCACACUUAGUCAGCCCUCUUAAAGGGAAGAAGUUGAAUCAUAAUUUUGCUUGGUCAAGUAACUACUAAUGACACUGCUAAUUGAAAAUGUAGUUUUUAAAGAAAGGAAGAGAAAGACAAAUAAAAAGAUAUAACAUUCUGA
This is a messenger RNA of Pocillopora damicornis (cauliflower coral), 2314 nucleotides long. Its product is annotated as acyl-coenzyme A amino acid N-acyltransferase 2. NCBI's taxonomy places the organism in Eukaryota, Metazoa, Cnidaria, Anthozoa, Scleractinia, Pocilloporidae. Gene Ontology annotation, biological process: fatty acid metabolic process; acyl-CoA metabolic process. Gene Ontology annotation, molecular function: fatty acyl-CoA hydrolase activity. The record is from RefSeq and is a predicted model, not a curated record.